AUGGUGCUUCAGGUAUACCUCGAUCCGUGCACGAUCAACUGCCGCAAGGUGUUGGCUGGACUGGACUUGAUUGGAGCCAAGUACGAGAUCCACCACAUCGACUAUUUCAAGGGCGAGCAGAAGAGCGAUGCAUUCACAAAGAUCAAUCCGUGCCAGACUGUUCCAGCUGCGACGGACGGCGACUUGAUCCUUACCGAGUCCAACGCCAUCUUGAUGUAUGCUGCAGACCAAGUUGGCAGCUCUCUGUACCCCAAAGACCUCAAGGCUCGCGCUGACUGCAACCGCUGGUUGCUGUGGGAAGCCUCAGUCUGGUUCGGCACCUGCUACGUCUACGCCGUCGAGAACGUUGUCAAGCCUCUUCUCAAAUCCGAGCCUGACCAAUCGAUUCUCUCCAAUGAAGAGCCAAAGUGGAACAAGGCUGCAGGCAUUCUCGACGAACGACUGGCCAAGAACAAAUUCAUCCUGGGCAACGAUGUGAGCAUCGCCGAUAUUGCUAUCGCAUCAUGCAUGCAUUUGUCCCCAGAGCAGGGGCUCCCAUUAGACAAGCAUUCCAACCUCUCCCGCUGGUACAAGGACAUCCAAGCGAUCCCUGAAUGGCAGAAGACACAAGGUGCGGUUGACAAAGCCUUGCUUCCCAACAGACAGGUUCGUGCCGAGUUCAAUUAUACCAAAGACGUUUCCCCCAAGCUUACGGAACUCUACUUCUACGAAGACCCAAACGGCCUAAACAUCCACGAGCCUGGCGACGAUCCUCAGACAAUGAGCGUGUACAACGGCUGGGAUCGAGCCAAAGAGUUUGAUGUGGAUCGUAAUGGGUUUGCUGUAAAAGAGUUUCCUUCUUCAUUUGAUCAUACCGAGAAAUGGAAGGAUGAAGAGUUGGUCAAGAACGACUUCUAUCCCGAAGUCGUGGAGUUUUUGAAAAAGGAGUUGGGCGCAAAGCGAGUCCUCGUCUUCGACCACACCAUCCGCACGAAAGGCAAUCAAAACAAAAAACUCACCCAAGAAACAAACACCUCCCAACGCGCCCCCGUCCGCCUCGUCCACUGCGACUACACCGCCGAAUCAGGCCCCGUCCGCGUCAAGCAACUCCUCCCCGAAGAAGCCGACAACCUCCUCACCCGCCGCACGGCCUUCAUCAACGUCUGGAAACCCAUCAACAAAGUCGAAGAAAACCCCCUCGCCAUGUGCGACGUGCACUCCGCCCCACCCGAAGACUUCUUCAAGCUCUACCUGCGCUACCGCGACCGCACCGGCGAGAACUAUGUCAUGCGGCAUUCGAGCGGGCACAAGUGGUGGUAUUUCCCGGAUAUGGUGCCGGAGCAGACGAUUCUGCUCAAGACGUAUGACUCGGAUAAGGCGAAGGCGCAGUUUGUCGGGCAUAGUGCUUUUGAGGAUCCGACGAGUAAGGCGGAUGCGCCGUUUAGGGAGAGUUGUGAGAUUCGGACGAUUUGUUUCUUUUGA
This is a messenger RNA of Zasmidium cellare ATCC 36951, 1461 nucleotides long. RefSeq lists its product as uncharacterized. NCBI's taxonomy places the organism in Eukaryota, Fungi, Ascomycota, Dothideomycetes, Mycosphaerellales, Mycosphaerellaceae. The transcript has a single exon. The coding region runs from base 1 to 1461 and encodes 486 amino acids. Gene Ontology annotation, molecular function: oxidoreductase activity. The record is from RefSeq and is a predicted model, not a curated record.